This is a messenger RNA of Nicrophorus vespilloides, 1940 nucleotides long. RefSeq names its product UBX domain-containing protein 6 (gene Gint3). The transcript is spliced from 6 exons. Lineage: Eukaryota; Metazoa; Arthropoda; Insecta; Coleoptera; Silphidae. The coding region runs from base 22 to 1368 and encodes 448 amino acids. Gene Ontology annotation, molecular function: protein binding. Gene Ontology annotation, cellular component: cytoplasm. The record is from RefSeq and is a predicted model, not a curated record.
GCACUCUCCUAGGAUCUAGAGAUGAAUGAGAAAAUCAAAAAGUUCUUUGCCCGCAAGAAGUUGGAUGCUAAAUUUAAGUUGGCUGGGCCAGGGCAUAAAUUGACUGAAUCUACUGCCUCAUCUGCAACGUCCAAUAACAAGAAACCAGCAUACGUUCCACAAACCAGCAGGGAGCUGACAGAUGCAACCAAACAAGCAGCAGAAGCUGCCUUGGCCAGGAUGGGUGGGCCAAGGAAAGAUUAUGCAUUUAACACCUCUCUAGCAGCGAUUCAAGCUCAGGUCCGUAGAGAACUGGAAGCUGAAAGUAAAAAUAAAGAACCACUUGAGGUAUCUCCAAGGAGACCUGUGGAAACUGAGCUCAUUGCAUCUCCUCUGCUUGCUGUCAAUGGGAUUUACUAUAAGUGUCCAAUUAUAAGUGAAGAAGUUUUAUCCAAAGAUGAGUGGAGGGUUAAAAUCAAGGAGUUUCUGUUGGAGCAGUUGGAGGAGGAAAGGGGGAUUACAGCUUGCCUCAUGAUCCAUUCAUGUAAUUACAAUAGAGCAAAGGUCACAGACUGUGUUAAUGUUUUAUGCAAGUACUUGGAGAACAUAAUUGGUAAUCCUGAAGAGACGAAGUUCCACAAAAUCAGAUGCUCCAAUGCGACUUUCUACGAUAAAGUAUUGCCGAUUUUCGGGGCUCUGGAUCUGCUCUUAGAAGCGGGUUUCUCCAAGCAAAUUCUCGAGCAUAAUGGUAACGACGAAGAAUUCUACGUUUUCGAUGAGAAGAAAGCAGAAGCUGUUGAGAAAUUGCUGUUUUUAAGAGAUUCGCUCAGAUCGGAGGAUAAAAUCGAGCUCGAAUUGGAUAGAAACUUGCAAGUUUUGUCACCGGCUCAAGCUACGAAAAGGAAUCAACUUCCAUUGGAAUUUUAUGCGCUCACCCCGGAGGAAAUCAAAAGGGAACAGCAGCAAAAAGCGGAUGUAGCAGAAAAACAGAUGGUAUUGCGUACUAAAGCAAUGAGAGAGAAGGAGGAAUUGCGUGAGAUUAGGAAGUACAAGUUUUCCCUUGUUCGGAUACGAUUCCCAGAUGGUCUCUACCUGCAAGGUACCUUUUCGGUAUACGAGAAGCUUAUAGAUGUUAUAAACUUCGUGACCGAAAACUUGGAGGAUGCAAACAGCUUCUUGUUGUUAGGACCGACUGGACACAAAUUCGAAGAGGAUGAUUACAAUAGCACCUUGUUCGAUCUGCGUUUAGUGCCUGCAACGAUUCUGAAUUUCCAAUGGAACUGCGAAACUUCUUCGGGCGGCUUCCUGAAGCCCGAAGUGAUGAUCCUCGUUCAGUCAAUUGUCGCAAAUGAAUAUCUGCAGCUUCUGAAGCAUAACGAACCCACGUGAGUACCCUGAGAAAAUAAUCGUAUGAUUGCUGUGCUAAUGAGAAUAAAAAAAUUGUAUAUAUAUAAAACAACGAAAAAAGGUAUAUCGUUCGGAAAUGUUUCAAUAUCUGUAAAAAGUAAUAAUAUUAUGAACUUAUAUAAUAUUAUUUAAAAAAUAAUAAAAUAAAACUAGAGGAAAAAUUAUUAGGAUAUUCUUUCUCACCAAGUGAUCUAUUGCUCUAAAAAAAAAACGAAUCUGUUGUGGGCACACGAAAAACUUGCUAACUAAAAUUCACUGUUAACGUAAAACCAACAAACAGUUUUGUCACAAUUUUUGUUCUGAAUUUAUAAAAUGAUUCAAUGUUUUUAUUAUGUACAGUGAUUGAUUUAUUUUCAUUUUUGUUUUUUCUUUUUGCCGAAAUGAACACAACUUUAUUAUUUCACUAGCCUGAAAAUGUUAAUCACACAAUGAAUUCACAGAACGUUCUCACUGAUUUAAAAGAAUGCCAAAUUUCGGAAUAAUCACAACACUUUUGGGGAAUCGUGUACAGGCGCAAAACAGCACGAAAUCAUUAUUAAAUCUAACGAAAUACU